Myripristis murdjan (pinecone soldierfish) is the source of this 4173-nucleotide messenger RNA. RefSeq names its product F-box DNA helicase 1 (gene fbh1). The record is from RefSeq and is a predicted model, not a curated record. Gene Ontology annotation, biological process: double-strand break repair via homologous recombination; replication fork processing. The coding region runs from base 328 to 3459 and encodes 1043 amino acids. The transcript is spliced from 21 exons. Gene Ontology annotation, cellular component: nucleus. Gene Ontology annotation, molecular function: ATP binding; DNA binding; protein binding. NCBI's taxonomy places the organism in Eukaryota, Metazoa, Chordata, Actinopteri, Holocentriformes, Holocentridae.
CCAAUCGCGUGGCUCGGACGGACACACAAACUUCCGUCGCUUCGCCGCUGCUAGCUCGGAGGCAGUUUUAAAUGCAGCGAACCAAACAGAAACAGAAACAAAACAAAAGCCAAAGUUAUUUCCUCCAGAAGCAGCGGGUUGGUCUCGUCUCCUGCGCCCGGCCUGACCCGAGCAGAGUGUGUGUUAUGGUGUUAUGACCGAGCAGCCGGCAGAAUAACGGCCAACUGUCAGUGUUAGCUAGCGGCCGUUAGCCUGCUAAGCUAACCGGAGCGGUGAUGUGAAGCCCGGCGGUGUUUGGGUUCAGCAGGAAAAUCCUCCAACUUUAACAUGGAGGAGGCUGUCAAAGGUAAGGCCAAGAGGAGGCACCUGAACGCAGAGGAGUGCAGCGAGCUGGUGAGGAGGCCAGAGGGCAGCGGCGCGCUCACGCAGCCCCAGACGCUCCGCUGCCAGCAGGGCAAACACGACCCCAACAGGGGGCUUUACCCCCGGACGCCCACCAAGAGACGCAAGCACGAGAGUCCGUCCCCUCAGCAGAAAGGCAUCACCAGCUUCUUCUCUGUGACGGGAGUGGUCAGCUCCAGCCCGCGCAAAUCUGCCUCCAGCGCACAUGGACUCCAGGCGGAGCUGAAAGAGGCCAAAGAAGAGGAGGACGAUGAUGAGGAUGAGGAUGAGGAUGAUGAUGUCAGCCUCCUGGCCACCCCUUUAAAGCAGGACCCCGAGGAGGAGGAGGAGGAGGAGGAGGAGGUGGACUAUCUGGAGGGAAUCACAGCAGAGAUGUUCGGGGAUGACGAGGAGUUUGAUCGCUGUGAUGGCGUCUCGAGCAGCCGGGAGCACACCAGGCCGGAGGAGGAGGAGGAGGAGGAGGUGGAGGCUCUGCCGGACGCUCACUUCGGCCUGCUGGGCAGCAGCAGCCGCCUGCAGGAGCCUCAGGGCUGCAUGGACGACCUCCCAGAGGAGGUGCUGAGGCAGCUGCUGAGCCUCCUGCCGGCACAGGACCUUUACCGCAACGCCGCCCGGGUCUGCCACCGCUGGAGGGACGUCGUCACCGACCCCAAGUUCUUGCCCCUGAAGAAGCAGUACUUCCGCUACGUGAUGGCAGAGGAGAACACGGUGCGGGAGAUCAACAGCCUCCUGACGAACAGCAGCGUCCUGGACAGCACAAAGUCCCAUCUCAGCGUGCGACACCUGGUCGUUGUGAUGGCCCAGCACAAGCUCGGUGAGCGAGUGCGACCGGAGGACGUCCUGCGGUGUGUGAAGAAACAUCGUCUGUUUCCUCAGGCCGAGUCCUGCCUCCGGCUGCGGAUUCCUGACGUUCAGAAACACAUCGGCCUCGGCAUCGAGGGUCCCAACCCGUACGCAGCCAUGGCGGUCAUCCUGAUCUUAAGCGAGGGAGUCGGCGACGUCCAGGCGCUGGUGUCCCUGCUGUCCGGCUGCCUGUCGCACACCGCCGUCACAGAAUACCUCAGCCACAUGGCCACCAUGCUGCUCGCCAUGAUGAGGAACGGCGUCCGCAUCAGCAACAGGGUUCAUUACAACAUCUUCUACGUGCUUCACCUGAUGGAGAACGUUCCUCCGUCUGUCGGCUGCGAUCACAACGGGCGGCCGCAGGUCCACGUGACCCACGAGCAGCAGCAGAUCCUGAGCCACGACAUUGAGCCGGACCAGGUGGUGAAGAUCAUGGCCUUCGCAGGCACGGGCAAGACGACCACGCUGGUGAAGUACGCCGAGCAGAGGCCGCACCUCCGCUUCCUCUACGUGGCCUUCAACAAGUCGGUGGCCGUCCAGGCGCAGCGCUGCUUCCCCAGCAACGUGGCCUGCAAGACCGUCCACUCGCUGGCCUUCAACGACGAAGGCAGGAGGUACCAUAUUCGUAGGAAGUUGGCGUCCGGCCUGCGUCCGUUCUCCAUCUCCUGGGUUCUGCCCAAAGGUCGUGGCGGCUUCAUCCACGCCAAGGUCAUAACCACCACCCUCAACGCCUUCAUGGCCUCGGCAGACCGCAGCAUCAGCGAGCACCACGUGCCCUACAACCGCAAGAACAACAAAGGCAAAAUGGAGCCCAUCUCAGGCGCUGAGAAAAUGGAGUACGCCACGGAGGCCUGGCGCAUCUGGAGCAAAAUGAAAGAUCCCAACGAGACGCGUGAACAGGCCUAUCACAUGACCCACGAUGGUUACCUGAAGCUGUGGCAGCUCAGAACCCCAAGGCCCUGCCUGUCCGACCAAUACGACGUCAUCUUCAUCGACGAGGCUCAGGACUGCACACCAGCCAUCAUGGACGUCCUCCUGUCUCAGCACUGUGGCAAGAUUUUGGUCGGAGAUCCUCACCAGCAGAUCUACACCUUCAGAGGCGCCGUCAACGCCCUGCGCAUUGUGCAGCACACACACCUCUACUACCUCACACAGAGCUUCCGCUUCGGCCCGGAGAUCGCCUACGUGGGCGCCACCCUCCUCGCCGUGUGCAAGAACGUCCAGAAGAUCCUCGUAGGAGGAAACCAGGCCGGCAGUGUGUAUGGUGAGAGUGAGGAAACCAUGGCGACGGCGAGGUCGGGUGUCAGUCGCGCUCCAGGGAAGACGGCCAUCUUAUCGCGGUGCAACGCCACCGUGUUCAGCGAAGCUGUCCGGCUCACCGACGCCAACCCAAACUGCCGCAUACACUUUGUGGGGGGUUUGGCGAACGCCGGCCUCGACAAGAUCAUGGACAUCUGGCUGCUGAGGUCCGGAGGCAGACCAGGAAAAUCCAUCAGGGACGCCUUCAUCCGCCGCUUCCUCAAGUCCAGCCUGGACGGCUACCUGGGCCUGAAGAGGUACGCCGAGCAGACCGAGGACCGCGAGCUGGAGACCAAACUCGCCGUGGUGGAGAAGUACAACGGCCGCAUCCCCGAGCUGGUGGCCCGCCUCCAGAGCUGCUACGAGGGCAACUACCACGACGCAGACUUCAUCCUGGGGACGGUGCACAAAGCCAAAGGCCUGGAGUUCCACACGGUGAUGAUCACCGACGACUUCGUCAAGAUCCCCUGCGCCCGGCACGACCUGCACCGCGUCUCCGGCUUCCGCUGGGAUGAAGUGCCUGAGGACGAGUGGAACCUGCUGUACGUGGCGGUGACCCGGGCCAAAACCUCCCUCGCCAUGACCAGGAACAUCAGCUACUUCCUCACUCUGGCCGGGGAGUACUUCCUGACGUCGGCGACGACCGGCUCCCUGCUGAAGGAGGGGCUGCCCCCCCGCUGCUCCACCGCCGGCUGUCCCAACUCCAUCAGCGCCGACUCCGCCUUCACCAUGUGCAAACGGCCCAUGAGAUACACGGACGGCGUGCGUUCCGCCGGCCCGCUGUGCGAGCGCUGCGUGUGGAAACGCGUCGGCCCGACCGCCUUCCUCAUGACGGACCACCUCCAGAGACGGUCGGAGCCGCCGGAGCCUCUGGGCCUGCCCGUCCACCACGACCUGCUGAUGCUGCUGUUCUGAGCGCCCUCCUCAGGUGAGCUUUGCUCCUCCGGGCGGAGGGAUACAGGAAGAGCAGAAGUUACCGGACCUCCUUCUGCUGAGGCACGGAGGAGUUCAACCUGCUGACCAGGACUCACUGGAAGCAGAACUGUCGGUGUGUUUUUAAUUUUUUUUAUUUGAAUUUUUUUAAAGACACUUUUGAUUUGGUGGACAGAGGCGGCGCUGCAGACUGCUGUCACACCGACACACCUGUUGUUUUAUCUUUGUUUUUUGUUUUUUUCUAUGAGAGAACAACAAGCUGUAUUUUCAAACUCCUGUCCAGGUGCCCUUGAGCAAGGCAGCUCAUCGACCAAACAGCAGAGGACUGUGUUCGUACCGCAGCCGCUGUGUGAACUGUGUGAAAAGAAAGAAAGAAAGGAAAUAUCCCCUCUGUACAGCGGUGCAAACUCAAAUAAAAGAGAAAGCAAACGAGCUGCAGAUCUGUCUGAUUUGAAACUCAACAGGAGGUGGCGUGGUCAUGGGGGCGGGGCUUAGCGCAGGGAGCGAGCAGUCAAUCAAAAGUGUAAACCAAUGGGAGGUCAGUUAGGGAGAGAGAGGCAGGUUUGUCAUUGGUUGUAGUGAACCAGGUUCGCUGUGAUGUCACCGUUAAAGAUGUGGAACUACGCAGUGUCAGAUUUCUUUUCUAGGUUGGCAGGUUGAUCCUCUGAGCCCCAUGAAAUCCUGUUUAUCUGAACU